This is a messenger RNA of Acanthopagrus latus (yellowfin seabream), 3052 nucleotides long. RefSeq names its product hydroxyacyl-CoA dehydrogenase trifunctional multienzyme complex subunit alpha b (gene hadhab). The record is from RefSeq and is a predicted model, not a curated record. Gene Ontology annotation, cellular component: mitochondrial fatty acid beta-oxidation multienzyme complex; mitochondrion. Gene Ontology annotation, molecular function: long-chain (3S)-3-hydroxyacyl-CoA dehydrogenase (NAD+) activity; NAD+ binding; enoyl-CoA hydratase activity. Lineage: Eukaryota; Metazoa; Chordata; Actinopteri; Spariformes; Sparidae. The transcript has 20 exons. Gene Ontology annotation, biological process: fatty acid beta-oxidation. The coding region runs from base 85 to 2376 and encodes 763 amino acids.
AGCCACUUUUGCUUCUCAAAUACCAAUGACAGCAAGCUAACUAGCUUCAGUUCACAGCACUGCUGACUGACCUACGCUCCCAAUAUGGCUGGUGUUCGAGCCCUUGGUGUUCUGUCCAGAGUGACAUUAAGGAGAUACGCUCUCUGUUCAGGCAGUACAUAUCGCACCUUCUCAGUAGCUCCAGCCAUGCUAGCACGAACCCAUGUGAACUAUGAAGUCAAGGGCGAUGUUGCUGUUGUACGGAUGAACGCCCCAAACUCCAAGGUCAACACACUGUCAAUCCAAAUGCAAAAUGAGAUGACAGAAGUAAUGAAUGAGUUGUGGGCCAACAACGCUGUCCGAAGUGCCGUCCUCAUCUCCUCUAAGCCGGGAUGCUUCAUUGCGGGAGCUGACAUUAAUAUGAUCCAGUCCUGUAAGGAUGCGGAAGAGGUCACCAAACUUUCUCAGGAAGGGCAGAAGAUGUUCGAGAAGAUUGAAAAGUCUCCCAAGCCUGUCGUCGCUGCCAUCAACGGCUCCUGCUUAGGAGGCGGCUUAGAGUUUGCCAUCGCCUGCCAGUACAGAAUUGCAACAAAGAGCAAGAAAACAGUUCUGGGCACUCCUGAAGUAAUGCUGGGUCUUCUUCCUGGAGCUGGUGGUACUCAGAGACUCCCCAAAAUGAUUGGUCUGCCCAGUGCCUUUGACAUGAUGCUGACAGGAAGAAAUAUCCGAGCAGACAAAGCCAAGAAGAUGGGGCUUGUCGACCAACUUGUGGACCCUCUAGGACCUGGGUUGAAGAGUCCAGAGGAAAGAACGAUAGACUACCUUGAGGAAGUGGCCAUCGAAUAUGCCAAAGGGAUUGUCGAUAAGAAGAUCAAACUCCACAAAGAGAAAAGCAUGAUGCAGAAAAUGCAGGACUACGUCAUGAGCUUUGAGUUCGUACGGAAUCAGAUUUACAAAACUGUCCAUGGUAAAGUAAUGAAGCAGAGCAAGGGACUUUAUCCAGCACCCCUGAAAAUAAUUGAGUGUGUGAAGACUGGAGUAGAACAAGGCCCCACUGCUGGAUACUUAGCUGAGUCUCAGAACUUUGGUCAGCUGGCAAAAACAUCAGAAUCUGGUGCCCUGAUUGGUCUCUAUCAUGGUCAAGUUGCGUGCAAGAAGAACCGCUUUGGAACUCCAGAAAAAGAAGUGAAGACUCUUGCCAUCUUGGGAGCAGGUCUGAUGGGAGCAGGUAUCGCCCAGGUGACUGUGGACAAAGGUGUGCACACGAUCCUGAAGGAUACCACUGUAGACGGACUGGCCAGGGGAGAACAGCAGGUUUACAAAGGGCUCAACGACAAGACCAAAAAGAAGAACAUCACCUCAUUUCAGAGAGACUCCAUACUGUCCAACUUGACUGGCCAGCUAGAUUACAGUGGCUUCGAGAAGGCCGACAUGGUUAUCGAGGCUGUGUUUGAAGACAUCAAAAUCAAGCAUGCAGUCCUGAAGGAGGUUGAGGCUGUGGUUUCCCCUCACUGCAUAUUUGCCAGCAACACGUCCGCUCUGCCCAUCAAGGAUAUCGCUGCUGCCAGCAAAAGACCAGACAAGGUGAUUGGAAUGCACUACUUCUCUCCGGUGGACAAGAUGCAGCUCCUUGAGAUUAUCACCACUGAUCAGACGUCGAAGGACACAACAGCCUCUGCUGUGGCGGUCGGCCUGAAGCAGGGCAAAGUCAUCAUUGUUGUUGGGGACGGACCUGGAUUCUACACAACAAGGUGUCUGGCUCCCAUGUUGGCUGAAGCUGUACGAGUGCUUCAGGAAGGAGUGGAUCCCAAGAAGUUGGAUGCGCUCACCACAGGCUUUGGGUUCCCUGUGGGUGCAGCCACACUGGCUGAUGAAGUUGGUAUUGACGUCGCUGCCCAUGUGGCCGAGGACCUCGGCAAAGCUUUCGGCUCCCGCUUUGGUGGUGGAAACGUGGAGGUUCUGAAGACCAUGGUGGACCUGGGAUUCAAGGGCCGCAAAUCAGGAAAGGGUUGUUACGUCUACCAGCCAGGACUCAAGGUGAAAGAGGUGAACCCAGAGAUCGGAGAUAUCCUUGAAAAGUACAAGAUGACACCAAAUCCUGCUGUUUCAUCAGACUCUGAUGUGCAGUACAGGCUCAUAUCUCGAUUCGUCAACGAGGCCGUGCUGUGUUUGCAAGAGGGCAUUUUGAACAAUCCUUUGGAAGGAGACAUCGGGGCUGUGUUUGGCCUGGGAUUCCCCCCCUGUCUCGGAGGACCUUUCCGCUUCGUGGACACCUUCGGCGCAGACAAGCUGGUGGAGAAGAUGAGGCAGUUUGAAGCCGUCUACGGGAACCAGUUCACACCGUGCCAGCUCCUACUGGAUCACGCAAAGGAUUCUAGCAAGAAGUUUCACAAGUGACCGACCCACCGUGUGUGCCAGUAGCUUUUCAUAGAACUCCAGCCUGCUGCUAGAAUGUGCCUAACAUUUAUAUCAAGAGUGGGGGCAAACAUACUGAAAAUGCAGUCUGUUGACAGUUCAUGAGGUGCACCUAGAUAAAUCUAGCAACAGUCCUGCAAUUAAUCCUUUAUGAAGGUUAUGAUGUUAAGUCUUUGUUAAAAAAAACUGGUUUAGAGAGGUGUUUGUUCAACUUGAAAUGUAUUGCGUUAUUAUAUACAGGGUAUAUAAAAUAACUUAAAAGUAACUUUGAGGGAGGUACGAUUUAUUGCAGGCCUGUUCAUGAGAUUGCAUUAGUUCUGGCUAGCUGUACCUAAUAAACUGGCAACUUGAGGGUGUGAUGUCAACACAAAAGGAUGUUUUUCUUUGUACUUUAACAUUAUUGAUUGACUUGAUGUAUAGAUUGAGGAGCAGAAGGAGGCUAUAUCUUCACACAUUGCGGAUGUAAAGAUUCUGUAGAGGCAGAAGAAUUAAAAUAUUUUCCAACUGGCAAGUUAGUCCUUCAUUAUGGAUGAAUGUCUACCACUAUGAGUGUCUUUUCUCCUUUUUUGUACAUUAAAAAAAAACUCGGGAGGGAGGGCUGGUGUGAACAAUGAUGUAAAUGUGACACCUGAAUUAAAAUUUUGUUAUUGAAUCAAAA